Messenger RNA from Aspergillus calidoustus, 504 nucleotides. The record is from the annotation of a GenBank genome assembly. NCBI's taxonomy places the organism in Eukaryota, Fungi, Ascomycota, Eurotiomycetes, Eurotiales, Aspergillaceae.
AUGAAGUUCGACGAGUACGCGAGCUCCUUCGAGCACGCGGUGAAGGAGUUCCGCAACGAGGGAGGAAAGCUCAUCGCACAUCAUGGCAUGCGUACGUUUGCCGACCCUUCCAUCCGCACCAAAGACAAUGACACUGAACUUUACUACGAUACCGUGGAAGAGCUUUCCCCCGAUAUCCAAGGGCUCUACCGGUUCUUCGAGUCUCCCGGACUGGCUCAUUGCGCUUUGGGGAAAGUCAGGCAGCCCACGACCGUCUUUGAUGCCUUGAGACGCUGGGUUGAGAACGGGAGGGCGCCGGAGACACCACCUGUGAAAUCCCCUGCCGCCAAUGGGACGAUAUACAAGCGAAUCCUUUCCCCUUAUCCUCAGCAGGCGAGGUAUAUUGCCGGGGAUGUCGCAGUGGCGAGCAGCUUCUGCUGUGUGUGCAGGAAGCCGCGUUUGAGCGCUUGUCCUCGAGAAGAAGGAGAGCACACUUUGAAUAUGCAGUACAAUAGUGUUGUAUAG